CGAGUUCAUUCCAGUUGUACACACAUACAGGCGUCAUCACCAUGGAGGACUGCGUGUUCUGCGACCCAAUGGCGUGCGCGACGAACGGCAUCCUCUACGAAGUUCACCAUUCCUUUCACGUUCAUGCAGCUGCCCGUAACGAUGCCGCCUGCGUAGGACGACGUCGUGAUGGCGUUCCGAGACAACAACCCGCGCGCCGCCAUCCACGUCCUCGUCGUGCCCAAGCAGCACAUCAAGAACUCGUCCGAACUCGACGAGUCGCACAUCUCCCUCGUGCAAUACAUGGUGGCCGUCGGCAAGCGAGUGCUGGCAGAGCAGUGCGCAAUCCUGUUUGCCGACGCGUUGGCCCCUGCCCACGACCACAAGUUUGGGUUUCACCAGUACCCGUUCAACUCGGUGAGCCACCUUCACCUCCACUGCAUUGUGCCGCCUUUUACGAACUGCUGGAGCCGCUUUCGGUACAGCGAGUCGUGCGUCGGCCAUUACAUCAGCGCCGACGCGUUGGUGGAGAUCCUCCGCCUCAACUAGUCCCCAUCGUCGACGUAAUUCCAGUUUGUUCUGCGUGCAAG
Molecule: messenger RNA, 569 nt
Organism: Aphanomyces invadans
Lineage: Eukaryota; Oomycota; Saprolegniomycetes; Saprolegniales; Verrucalvaceae
Exons: 3
Coding region: 169-528 (119 amino acids)
Molecular function (GO): catalytic activity
Source: RefSeq, a predicted model, not a curated record